Aedes albopictus (Asian tiger mosquito) is the source of this 3416-nucleotide messenger RNA. It is a transcript of the gene qvr, whose product is annotated as protein quiver. The record is from RefSeq and is a predicted model, not a curated record. The coding region runs from base 859 to 1326 and encodes 155 amino acids. Gene Ontology annotation, biological process: positive regulation of voltage-gated potassium channel activity; regulation of synaptic transmission, cholinergic; sleep. Lineage: Eukaryota; Metazoa; Arthropoda; Insecta; Diptera; Culicidae. The transcript is spliced from 5 exons.
ACGGCGACGGCCAAAGCAUACUUACUUCUGAUCUAGCUGGGACUAUAUCAAAACGUCGUCACUCUCGUCGCUGCCGUUCGUUGGUGCUGACCUAGCUGAAAAAUCGAGUGCUCUUCACUCCGUACAGGCCACUUUUCGCGUGAAGAAAAAUAUAAUAAGAAGAAAUUUUCCACUUUAGAUUCGAAUUUUCCACUGUAUUUUAGAGGAAAACGUAGUAAAUUAUUGGUCGCUAUGGUCAUCGGUUCCACACGGAAGUCGUUAUUCGGCUAGUGCAAAUCGAAGAAAAGUCCCGUUCAAGUAGGCGACGGAUAGUGAAAAUUUCACAUUUUCCCCAUGGUGAUGAAAAUGGGACGGAAAAAUUGGCUGCUCUAAUGUCGCAUUGCGGAUGAUGAAGGUUGGAAAGUGAAAAACGGGGAUGAAUAUGCUUUUUUGAAUGGUUAUUAUGUAGUGUUUCAAGUGUUGGGUGAUUCCAUUGAAAUUAAUGAUCUGUUGAAGUGGUAUUAAGAUUAUGUGUGGUUAGAAAAUUGGUAUUUAAUGAGGAAAAAUUCGUAACAUGGCAGAAAUAUUGUGACGGAAGCAGUACGUAACAAUACAGGAAAAGGAAAAUCUUCCAGGAGGUGAAGAAGCAAUGGAGCGAUGUGAUAGUCGAAAUGUUCUAUGAACAAACGUGAAGCAGAUUCAGUGGAAUCAACGAAUACCUGGUGCUGUGAAUAAUUUUUAUUGGUGAUAAACAACGACACAGAACGGUCCUGUCCAACCAUAGAAGCAGGAUCAUCAAAGUCUUCAGAAAAUACAACAUUUUUUAUAGGAGAACAACGUUUGCUGCAAUAAGCAACAGGCAACAAAUCAUCCGUCAAAAUGGAUCGAAAGCAUUGGAUUUUAAUCCCGAUAGCGCUAGUAGGAGUGUUUUGGUUUUGGAUUCCACAGGUGUCAGCCGAGUGCCAAACUCGGUCGAUCUACUGUUACGAGUGCGACAGCUGGACGGACGCCCGCUGCAAGGAUCCCUUCAACUACACAGCGCUUCCCCGCGAUCAGCCCCCGCUGAUGACGUGCAACGGCUGUUGCGUAAAGAUGGUGCGACACUCGCGGACGCCUUAUGAAGUUGUAAGACGAAUGUGCACAUCACAGUUACAGAUAAAUCUAUUUAUGGUAGAUCAUGUGUGUAUGAUGGAAAGUUCAGGCAAUGGUCAUAUGUGUUUUUGUGAGGAAGAUAUGUGUAACUCGAGCCCUAGCUUACUUAUCACUAACCAUCUCAAUGUGAAGAUGUGCGUCAGUAGCGUAAUAGCCGUUUUUCUACUAAAUGUCGUGCAGAGAGUGCUUCGGUAAACCGCGAGAGUUCGCUGGUUUAGCAGACCAAAAUUCGCCGUUGAACACUGGCGCAGAAUCGCUGGGAAACGUGAAACGUGAAAACUACAAGGAAACCCCUUUUUUAUAGUCGGUAGAUAAUUGAACGCAAAACUAGCAACACAUUACAUGAAGGUUGUUUUCGUUAACCCGGAAAUUAACCUUGGACGUUUUUUGAGUUAUUUCCAGGUCCUCUACAGUACUGCACCGCAAAGCCUUUCAAUUGUGCAGAGAGAAACUUGAAACACAAUAUUUCACACACACACCCAACUCACAUACUAACACUUUGUAUUACCCCUGUUGAAUCGAUCGCAGGCUGGCUUACGAACAUCGAAACCCUCCUUGUCUGAUUCAGUUUUUUUUUAUGUUACCGAACUUAGUUCUGUAUUUUAGUUCAGAAGUACCCAUCCACGUUUCAAUUGUCUCCUCUCGUUCAAGCUAAUACAACACAUCAAACCCUAGUCAGAAGGCCCCGAACUCCUCCCGGACAGCUACUGUAAUCACUUGAUUGGAUUGCUCAGAACGUAAAGGUUGAACAUAAAGUUGAACAUUUCUUUGAAUUUUGUAUGAUCAUUUAUCCCAUUCCUAGUUUUGUAUUUCACGGAAAAAAAUAUGAAAUUGAUUAGAAUGUAACCACUUCAUCAUUAUUUAGGUCUCACUCCUAGCUAUCGUGCUACGAUUGCACACUCCACUUAGAACAGAUUAGAAUAUUAAAACAAAACAAGUUUUUUUUAUCCUUUGUGAAUUAAGCAGUAUACCUAAUCAUUAGUCCAAUCUCCAAUUUUUACUCUAUUCCUCUCAGUAACUGCAUGUGAACAUUAAAAAUUUAAUAUUAAGAUUCGUUUGUUUUGUUUUCCUUUUGAUCUUUUUUAAUCACUUUAUCACUCAAACCCAGCAAAGAAAAGUUUCCCUCUUACCUUCUAUAGAUAGUCUGCAUAAAACGAGUUUCUCUACUCUUGUAAAAAAAUAGUUGAAUGAUUAGUUACGUUCCAUCCACUUCUUAAAAUUUGUACAGUUACCUACAUAGACUAAUUUAGGCCAGUUUUGAAAUGAUAAUGAGCUAACGAUAUAUCACACUGAAUAGAACACUUAUGAGAGAUUUGAGACAGUUAUGCUACUUGCAUAUAACAAACGCAUAAUAGAGAGCAAGAUAAACAGCCUGGCUAGUGGCCCCGUGUGCGUAGAGCCGUUUCUUGAAUUUCACCUGUUGUUGGUUUGUUCUCAAUCGCAGUUUUUUACAGUAGUUAGAGUUUUGUAAUGCCAAUAAAAUAGACACAUCUAUUCACUCGUCCAUUACAUCUGAUUAGUAGUUGAGUUUCAAAGCUCUGUUAUCAAUAAAAUUGAGUUGUUAGUUAUACUUCUAGAAAUCAUCGACUCAUUUGUCAUACUGUACAUAGCCAAGUCAAAACUUUUUUUUUUCUUCUAACCGAAUAGAAUCGCUAAAUAAAACGUAUAUCAACUACAAAUCUAUAUAGCUAUUAUUACUUAACUAAAUCAAAACCAAAACAGCCAAACAGUUGCUCAGCUUUCCCACACGACAUUCGAAACAGGAGAUGUUAAGUAAGUAAGCAGGAAGGUAUCUUCAGUCGAUACCUUCCGAUUUUUUUUUUGUGAAUACGAAAGAAACAUGUCGGAAAGAAGUGUGCUAACGGUUACAGUCAUCAUCUUUAGUUAACUUGUAAAUAAAGACUUGGUUUAGUUAACAACUCCUAGUUUCACUUUACUAAUGUAACUGCAUGUCUGUUUGAUUUUUCAUUAGAUUUUGGUUAAAUUUUUGCAUGUCGUUUAUGAAGUCUAGUCAUUUUGAGGUUUGGAACAUGUUUGCAAAUGACUUUAUACCUAAUUAUAUAUUCUACAGGAGAAGGGAAAAUACGCAACAACGGACUCAUUAUAUUAUGCAUUGCAAGAAACAUGUUUGCACAAAGUUGUGCGAAAACGCCAAUAGAUAUGUGCGGUUGCAUUUGAUCGUUUCGGUGUCUUCUGCGCGCGCGCAGUCAAUCUAUGCGCGAUUUUGGACACUUUUGCGCGAUAUCUACGCGAAACGCGCAAUACCCACCCGCGCGUCAUAACGU